This is a messenger RNA of Aspergillus mulundensis, 900 nucleotides long. Its product is annotated as sucrase/ferredoxin-like domain-containing protein. NCBI's taxonomy places the organism in Eukaryota, Fungi, Ascomycota, Eurotiomycetes, Eurotiales, Aspergillaceae. Bases 1 to 900 code for a protein of 299 amino acids. The transcript has 2 exons. The record is from RefSeq and is a predicted model, not a curated record.
AUGCCGGAAGGACUGCCGCUCGACCAUGACCAUCCGCUGAACGGGACAAUGGCGGCCUACGCUCAGCAAAUAGUUAUCUGUACGGGACAAAGGGAUUGGAGAAGUCGAAUUGAGGAUGACGGGAAGGAUCAACAUUGGGGAGAGCUCGUGAGAGGCCUGAAGAAUUUAAUGGGCCGCGGCGGUCCAUAUGCAGAUCCCUUUAAUAAUGUUAUGGUCACGAACUCCUCAUUGCCUCCUACCUCCACUGGCCCUCUCUCUCCCGGUGCUGCCUCGGCCUUCCUAUUCCCCAGCUUCAAAUACUUUCCUUCGAUACCGGUUGGUGUGACGAAGUUUGCGAAAACUAAUGCUGACCUCUCGACCUUUGUACGAGCAUUCCUUCUUCCCACACAGCUUAGUCCGAUGAUGGAGACCUUACCCGAGCCGCGACAUAGCGAGUUGCUUCGAAAGCCGGAGUUGGCGUCCGAAUUCCCCGACGCCGUGGAUAUACAGUAUUCCCCGGUUAUUUUGAUUUGUGGUCAUGGAGGCCGUGAUAUGCGGUGUGGGGUUAUGGCGCCAAUUUUGGAGGAGCAAUUUCGAAGAGUCUUGGAGUCCAAGGGUAUCUCUACGCCUGUUGGCACUGGCAGUGGCAAUUUUGAUAGCCCGGAUCGUGCCCAUAUCGGACUAAUCAGUCACAUUGGUGGUCACAAAUACGCGGGCAACGUUAUUGUGUAUAUUCCGAAGCGCAUGAAGUACGGCGACUCGCCUGUGCCCCAUCCGCUGGCCGGUAAGGGUAUUUGGUAUGGCCGUAUUGAGCCCAAACAUGUUGAGGGCGUUGUGGAGGAAACCAUACUGGGAGGUAGAGUGCUAUCAGAUCAUUUCAGAGGUGGCAUAGACUAUGACGGAAGUAUUUUGCGGUUAUAA